Messenger RNA from Drosophila takahashii, 1925 nucleotides. RefSeq names its product Methionyl-tRNA synthetase, mitochondrial (gene MetRS-m). The record is from RefSeq and is a predicted model, not a curated record. Gene Ontology annotation, molecular function: methionine-tRNA ligase activity; ATP binding. Gene Ontology annotation, biological process: methionyl-tRNA aminoacylation. NCBI's taxonomy places the organism in Eukaryota, Metazoa, Arthropoda, Insecta, Diptera, Drosophilidae.
CAAAAUGUUAUAAAAUCAACCGGCAAAUGGUUCAAGAUAUUUUUUAUUUAGUUUUAUAUUAAAACAGCCUUAUAAACCAUGCUCAUAAGAAGAAUUAAGUGCCUGCGUUACCUGGGAACCCGCCACAACAGUUCGCACUAUGUGACAACGCCAAUUUUCUAUGUAAAUGCAGCCCCCCACAUUGGUCACCUCUACUCGGCGGUUAUAGCCGAUGCCCACUGUCGCUACCAGAGAUUAAGGAACCCGGAGAAGGAAGUACGGCUCUGUACGGGAACGGAUGAGCAUGGCACCAAGAUCCAACAGGCGGCGGCUCUUCACGGGAUUCCCGUGGCCAAGUAUUGCGAUGAUAUAUCGGAGCGAUAUCGGGAGGUGUUCCGUAGUGCCAGUAUCCAGCCGGAGGACUUUAUCCGAACCACGGAGGAGCGACACAAGCGGGCAGUGGCCCAUUUCUGGCGCACUCUUCACACACGAGGCCACAUCUAUUCGGCUGCCUACAGCGGUUGGUAUUGCGUGUCGGACGAAACCUUCCUCACCGACUCCCAGCUGAGAUUGGAUGAGUCCACCGGCAGCCGUUACUCCCUGGAAUCUGGGCAUCCCGUCGAGUGGACCGAGGAGACCAACUAUAUGUUCCGGCUGUCGCAAUUCCAAGACGAUGUGCGCCAUUGGGUGAAGCAGGAGGCUCGCAUCCGGCCGGCUAAGUUCGAAAAGAUUCUGCUAGACACUCUCAGCGAACCACUGCCGGAUGUAUCGGUAUCCCGUCCUUCCAACCGCGUUCACUGGGCCAUUCCGGUGCCGGAUGAUGAUACGCAGACGGUCUACGUCUGGCUGGAUGCUCUGGUCAACUAUCUCAGCUCUGUGGGAUAUCCCAAUGAGGGGUACUCCGCCCACUGGCCACCGGCGCAGCAGGUGAUCGGCAAGGACAUCCUCAAGUUCCACGGCAUCUACUGGCCCGCCUUUCUCCUGGCCGCCGGUCUGGAGCCUCCUGGGCAGCUCUACGUCCACUCGCACUGGACCGUCGACGGGCAGAAGAUGUCGAAGAGCAAGCACAACGUGGUGGAUCCCGUCCAGGCGGCCCGCCAGUACACGAUGGAGGGCCUGAGAUACUUUCUGCUGCGGGAGGGCGUGGCCCACAGCGAUGGCAACUACAGCCACGUGAAGGCGCAGCGCAUCCUCAACUCGGAACUGGCGGACACCCUGGGCAAUCUGCUAUCGCGUGCCUGCGCCAAGUCGCUGAAUCCCGGCCAAAUCUAUCCAUCAGCCAACGCCGAGCACUUGGCGGAUCUUCUCCAGAGCCUGGAUGCGGCCAAACGCCUGCAGGAUGCGCUUCUGCAGCUGUCAGAACGAUGCGCGUCGCAUUACGAGUGCAAUCACUUCCACUUGGUGGCCGACACAGCGAUGGCGGCUCUGCAUGCGGCCAACAACUUCUUCGAGAGCUCCAAGCCGUGGCUGCUGAAGGCGGGCGCACCGGAAGGCAACCAGCCCCGUUUGGAGACCAUAAUCGCCAUGACAAUGGACGCGUUGCGGCUCUGCGGCAUUGUGCUGCAGCCCAUAAUUCCCCAGCUGGCCACGCGGCUGCUCGAUAAGCUGAGCGUCCCGACCGCGCAACGUGGCUGGAAUUACUUGGCCGAGAGUUUUGCCACCGCGAGCCCCGCGAAUCUCGGCGGGAGCCGUCAAUUGGACGGGCCAACCAGUGCGCUGCUCUUCCAGCGGAUUCUCGAGGAAAAGUCUGUUAAGGAAAAGGAGGAGGAGCAGAAGCCGCAGCCAGCCAAGCGGAGCAAAUCGAAGAAGAAGGAGCGCCGCGAAACAAUGUCCUGAAGUGGCCGUAAUAAACUGAUUCCAAAGCCAAGCCACCGGCGACAUUUAUUCAUUGCGAGGGCUUAAUAACACUGGGCUACAAUAAAGGUUUUUUUCUGGCAAUGGACCUA